GUAUGACCCGCGUUGCUGGCCUUCUCCUGUUCUUCUCCCUCACUCGAGCGCUUUUCGCGCCAUCCCUUGCGUCUCACAGGAAGUUGAUAUAGCCCUCGCUGCGGGUAUUUCGCCAUGAUAUAGUGCGUGGCGGCGCUUUUGAUCCACCCCACGCAUGACGACAUACAUAUAUAUAGUCACAGCAAUUUGUUGUAUCUCUGAUGAUUUUUAGCGAUGAUAUACUAAUAAUUAUAACUACUUGUCAUUACAGAGAAUCGAUCACAUACAUUAUACUGGACUAUUGGAGUCGGCAUAACUGUCAUAGGAAUAAUAUACUUCGCACACAUCAGUCAAGAGAAUCGACAGAUCAUUAG
Messenger RNA from Geodia barretti, 353 nucleotides. NCBI's taxonomy places the organism in Eukaryota, Metazoa, Porifera, Demospongiae, Tetractinellida, Geodiidae. The record is from the annotation of a GenBank genome assembly.